Mugil cephalus (flathead mullet) is the source of this 1745-nucleotide messenger RNA. It is a transcript of the gene odr4, whose product is annotated as odr-4 GPCR localization factor homolog. Lineage: Eukaryota; Metazoa; Chordata; Actinopteri; Mugiliformes; Mugilidae. The transcript is spliced from 15 exons. Bases 143 to 1450 code for a protein of 435 amino acids. The record is from RefSeq and is a predicted model, not a curated record. Gene Ontology annotation, cellular component: endomembrane system. Gene Ontology annotation, biological process: intracellular protein localization.
GCGCAAAGCAAUGUGGUCAACUGUGUCUUUUGCUCUGCUGACGAACCACUGCCAGCUGUCAAAUUUAAAAGGCGUCUGUCUGAUUUCUGAUUCAUAUUUCAGCUAGUGUUUUUCUUCUUUCCGGUAUUUUCCUCCAGGCAGCAUGGGUCGUGGCUAUAUAGCAGAAGAGGCUGUGGAGGGAUAUUUGUCUAAACUAUGUGAACAACAAUCAGGUCUGGUAACAGGAUUGCUUAUUGGACAGUCCUCAGCCCAGAGGGAUUUUGUUGUCAUGGCUACUCGGACGCCCCAAAGGGAGGAAUCCACUGCAGCAACUGUAAAUUCCCUGGACAAGGAGUGGGUCACUGAGCAUGCCCGACAGGUGUCCAGGAUGCUGCCCGGAGGUCUGUCUGUUUUGGGAUUCUUCAUCAUCACUGAUACAGAUGCCAAAGACACACUAACUACACUCAGACAGCUGGUGUUUGCUGUGGAGAACCUCAUCUCCUCGGAGCACCUGUGGAACCCUGCAGAGGAUGAUGUCACUGACUCCGUCACGCUGCACAUCAACCCCAAAACCAGAAAAACCGUGUGCAGAACCUUUGACGUCAAAGACCCCAAGAGCAUGGCCAGGCCUGCAGACUGGAAGUACCAGUCGGGCGUGUGUUCUUCCUGGGCCACACUGUCAUGUUGUUUAAAUGUCGACUUGUUGCUACCUCUGCCAGACAAAAGAACCAAUGCAAACAACAUGGAUGAAUGUCUUAAGGAGGGACUGAAAGCGUGGGCACACCAGAUUGAGAGUGGAGUUUGUCUGAUCGAUGGAAAAAAGCUGCCAGAGGACUCAGAGCUCACAGUCGGACAGAGGAGAAAUACGAGACAGACAUUAACAGCUCAGCUGCUCAUCACACUGGACAAUCAGAGGUCGACAGAUGUGGUCCAGCAGUGUGGAGGCAGUGUGUCGGUCAGAGGAGCGAUACACAGCAGAGCUUACCUACACAGCAACAAACCUAAAGCCAAACAGGCAGAGAAGCUGUUGAAGAGGGAUGUGAUUUCUACGGUGACCACGAGGGUUCAGAUGCUGCUAGAGGAGAUACUGUCAUCAGAACAGGAGAGCAAGGACAGCGCCAGAGACAAACAGACAGAGCAAUGCUGCCUCCCUCGUCGUAUCUUUUGCCCAGUAAAAUUGAGCGGCCCAGUGUGUGUGUGUGAAUACCAGUUCAGUGACGAGGGUUUGUCAGAGGUGACAGAGCGACUGGAGGAGAUGCUGGACAUCAGUGUCGCAGAGGAGGACUUGGACACCAAGCAGGAAAUGACUGCUGAGAUCACAGAUAGUGAUGUGAUGUCAGUUCCAGAGCCUACGGUGAAAACUGGUGAAGUGCCAGAGCCUCAGAGAAACAACUACAUAGGUGUUGCCAUGGCUACUGCUGUCGCCCUUCUCGCCACCGUUGCCUCGAUGCUCUAUCUCACUGACGUUUGAGACAUAUGAGCACAUCAGAAUAAAGUCACCUGACCUCCAGGAGUGACAGGAGACAUUGAUCCUCCCCACAGAAGAUUGCUUUAAAUAAAACCCUUUUCCCAGAUGGAACCUGGUCUCCUGCCUGUUGGCAUUACAAACAUGAGUGCCUUUUUGACGCUGAUAUUCAGUAAUUAAUAAUCCUUGGGUGGAAUUCCCAGUGUGCCAUUGUUGGAUUGUUUCAUUUAAAUCAGUACAAAGAUCUUGGCAGCCUCGCCUCGCCACACAGAAAAAUAAAAUGCAUUCAUUUUGAUUAUUA